GAUGGAUAUGAACUUACAAACCAAAUAAUUUAAAAGAGAUUGAUGAAAUAUACCCAGUAGCUACUUAGUAAAUUGGCCAGCCAACUGGUUCAGCAGGUCCAUUCAGGGCCUCCAGUUAUACCAACCUGGGAGGUAAACUGCUGCUUCUAGGCAACCAUAACUUAUAGAUGAAGAAAAAUAUGGAGUCAGUCAUGACCCUCAUGGUAUGAGUGACCCCAGCCAGUAUUGCCCAUGACCUUGUUGAAACACGCAGUCUUUUCCCACCACACACAGGAGGUUGUCUACAGGAGAGGCCAAGAAACAACUGAACAAGUACCCCGUGAUGGCAGAGUGGAGGAGCGAGCUCGGCAUACAGCUCCAUGGCCUUUAUUCAUUGCAGUCUCCAAAAUUAAAGGUGCUGGAGAGGGUGUUUGGACUAGUGCCACUCUCCCCCAGAGCCUUGUCUUUGGGCCCUGUGAAGGUCACAUUAUAAAGAAAGCUAAACUAGCAACACAAUAUGUAUGGGAGAUCCAAGGGAAAUAUGAUGUCGAGAAUGAUUCUGCCGACAAAUCCAUCAGCAAUUGGGUUCGCUACAUUAACUGUGCCAGGAAUAAUAAAGAAAGAAAUCUUUUUGCUAUGCAGAUUGAAAAUGAAAUAUUCUACAUUACCAUGUGCCAAAUAGAAAGGGAUACAGAGUUAUUGACCUGGUAUGGAGAAACAUAUGGAAACCAUCUUGGUAUAAAAGAAAAAUUUUUUAUACAACCAAUGCUAAAAAAGCCUGGUAUUGAGGGGUGGUGUCAAGAAUGUAAAAUUUCAUUCACCUCCAAGAAAUUACUUUUUGAACACCAACUAAGAUGUACAAAAGGCACCCGGAUGUACCUCAAGAAUAUUAAAAAAACAUAUGCAGUACCUAGACCAGCACCUAACACACGUAGUCACUGUCCAAAAAGAAAAUGUAAAGUAGUUCUGGAGAGUUUACCUAUUGAAGAAUACUGUAUGAAAAAGAAACUCUCCAAUCUCAUUCCAAAACAUGGUGAUGUAUGUCUUAAAAAGCUCCAGGAUCAUGAUGUUAUUUCUCAAACCUCCCUUAGAUGUGAUGUGUGUGUUACCAAGUCCAGUAAUCAUUGUGUUGAGAAUAGCAAGUUUUACGGUGAUAUUUAUCUCCAGUCUGUUCAACACAGUCUGAGCUCUGAGACGACAUCUGAUCAUAGUAUUAAUCUCAGCAGCUCUUCUUCACAGGUCAUGCUCACUCCCAACAGGUCAGCUGAUCAAGGUGUCACUCCCAGUAGUUCAUUUGACCAAGGUAUCACUCUCAACAGACCGUCUAAUCUAGGUAUCACUCCCACUAGACUUUCUGAUUGGGGCUUCCCUCAUAACCGGUGGUGUGAUGAUAGUGACAGUUCCAGCAGUCCUGCAGGUCUGGACAUCAGACAUAGAAGUUCUUGUCAUCAAGUUGUGAACUCCAGUUGGUCUUCUCAGGAAGAUGUCGACCCCAAAUGGUCUUCUGAUGAAGGUGCCAUUCCUAACAGUUUGGAAGCUAGUGUCAGUAAUAUGAGGUCUUACUCUCAAGAUAUCUACAAUGACUGCUUGUCUGAUGACUAUGUCUGUCCCAUUUGUUCAUCUGAUGAAGAUUUUGCACUCAGUUGUUCUUCUGAUGAAGAUGUCUGUCACAUUUGUUCAUCUGAUCAAGAUGUUGAUCCCAACUGGUCUUCUGAUCAGGAUGUUGGUCACAAUUGUUCAUCUGAUCAAGAUGUUAAUCCCAACUGGUCUUCUGAUCAAUAAGUCAAUUCCAACAGUUCUAACGAUUAGAACAUCUUUCUCAGCAGGUCAUCUAGGCAAGGUGUCAGUCUUAACAGGUUUUGUGAUCAGAGUGUCAGAUACCAUAGGUCAUCUCUGAUAAGGUUGUUUAUUACUCACUGGCCUUCUGACUAGCUUAUGAGUCACAACAUUCCUCUGAUGCAAAUGUCAGUUUCAUGCGGUCCAACAACACAUCUUUAGAUGGCACUGCUGAUCUAAGCUGGUUUCAGGUGAUGGCAUCAUUUUCAUUGGGACCCAAGAUUCUUGUCCCAGUCCCAGUAAGGUAGUGGACAAUGUCAGUUUCAGCAGCUCAUCUGACUGUUGUAUCUGCUUCACAGGGUUUCCAAGACAUAUUAUUAAUUAUAGUAGGUGCAAACUUCACUACAAAAGUGGUACCCAGGUUGACAACCCCUUAUCCGAAAUUAAAAAAAAUGAAAACCUCUGAAAACCGAAAGUUUUUUUGUGGAGCAUCACAUACCCCCGUUGCAUUCCGAGCUAUAUCACAAAAACUGGUUUUUAGAAAAAACUGCUUUUUUAUUUAAUUUUUAUUAUUUUUAUUUAUUUAUUUAUUUAUUUUAUUAUUUUUUUUU
Homarus americanus (American lobster) is the source of this 2366-nucleotide messenger RNA. RefSeq lists its product as uncharacterized. Gene Ontology annotation, cellular component: nucleus. The record is from RefSeq and is a predicted model, not a curated record. Gene Ontology annotation, molecular function: protein binding. The transcript is spliced from 5 exons. NCBI's taxonomy places the organism in Eukaryota, Metazoa, Arthropoda, Malacostraca, Decapoda, Nephropidae. The coding region runs from base 232 to 1761 and encodes 509 amino acids.